AUUCCAGCAAGGGGGGGAGGGGUUCGUUGUUUGACAGGAACCAGAAUUCGGGUAAAAGGGAACGUAAAACGCGACCAAACUUUCGUUUUCUUCAGUUUUGAAAUUAAAAAAUGAUGAGGGUCAGUUCUAGGCAAACAUGCAAUGGAGAUCUAUAGUAAUUGGGUUGCUCCUGUUCAGACUGGCACUCAAUUGUGUCUUGUGGUUCACUUUCGGAUUGGGUUUUUAUCAGAAUUUCCAUUCUCAAAAAGUGGACCUUUACGGCGAAAACGAGAAAGUCGCUUUUGAAAACCCUUCGUGGCUGAAUCAUAAUCUACAGAAUGGGGAUAGCAAGACCUGGUCGAAAAAUGUUAAACAUACCUCGAAAAACUCUUACCUUAAUUACUUUGAGGACGGUAAAGACGAGUACGCCCAAAAAUACAACUCUUUUCCGGAUAACCUGAAGGUAAAAAUGAAGGACAUGGCGAAAGAAAUGUUUUAUUUUGGAUAUGACAAUUACAUGAAAUACGCUUUUCCCGAAGAUGAACUGAACCCGAUUGACUGUGAAGGCAGGGGACCCGAUGUACUAAAUCCGUCAAACAUCAACAUUAAUGAUGUGUUGGGGAACUAUUCUUUGACUCUGAUUGACAUACUGGACACGUUGGUGGUGAUGGGGAAUGUCUCAGAGUUCCAUAAAGCUGUCAAGCUGGUGAUUGAGACGGUCUCCUUUGACAAAGACUCGACUGUGCAAGUGUUUGAGGCCAAUAUCAGGAUUCUUGGAGGUCUCAUUUCUGCUCAUAUUCUCCUGACUGACUCCAAGCAGCCAUUCGGUAACGUGGGGCUGCAGGACUAUGAUAAUGAGCUUUUACACCUGGCGCACGACCUAGCUGUGAGACUUCUGCCUGCAUUUGAGAAUACCAGUACAGGAAUCCCAUACCCUCGGGUAAACCUAAAGAGAGGAGUCCCCCCGGACAGUAUCAAUGAAACCUGCACUGCCGGAGCUGGGUCGCUCUUGGUGGAGUUUGGGAUCCUCAGCCGCCUGGUCGGGGAUUCAACCUUCGAAUGGGUGGCACGAAGGGCGGUGAAGGCACUCUGGAAACUACGCAGUAAUGAGACUGGCUUACUAGGUAAUGUGGUGAACAUUCAGACUGGCCAGUGGGUUAGCAAGCAGAGCGGUCUGGGAGCAGGCAUGGAUUCUUUCUACGAGUAUCUGCUGAAGUCUUACAUCCUUUUCGGAGACAAAGAGGAUCACAAGAUGUUUAAUGCUGCUUAUGAGAGUAUUCAGAGCCAUCUCAGGAGAGGACGAGAAGCCUGCAAUGAAGGAGAAGGGGAUCCACCGCUAUAUGUGAAUGUGAACAUGUUUAAUGGACAGAUAAUGAACACAUGGAUAGACUCGCUUCAGGCUUUUUUUCCAGGUCUCCAGGUGUUAAGUGGUGACGUUGAAAAUGCAAUUUGCCUUCAUGCCUUUUAUUACGCCAUUUGGAAACGCUUUGGCGCCCUCCCGGAGAGAUAUAACUGGCAGCUCCAGGCACCUGAUGUCCUGUUUUAUCCACUGAGACCUGAACUAGUGGAAUCCACAUAUCUUCUUUACCAGGCCACCAAGAACCCUUUCUAUCUCCAUGUGGGAAUGGAUAUUCUCCAGAGCCUUGAAAAAUAUACCAAAGUCAGAUGUGGGUACGCCACUCUGCAUCAUGUUGUCGAAAAGUCAAAGGAAGACAGGAUGGAGAGUUUCUUUCUCAGCGAGACAUGUAAAUAUUUGUUUCUGCUGUUUGAUGAAGAUAACCCUUUGCACAAAUCUGAGAAUAAAUACAUUUUCACUACUGAGGGACAUGUUGUGCCGAUAGACAAGCGGUUCCGAGAAAAGGUUUGGAAGGAUGAAGUGGUCGUUGCCAACACAGAAAAGCCUGAAGUCAGGCCAGCCAAUACCAGCAUUAAUUGCAACAGGAUUCCCGAUGAGAGAAGGUAUGCCUUGCCUUUGAAAAGUGUUUACAUGAGGCAGAUAGAUCACAUGGUGGGGCUGCUCUGAACACGGACACUGCAGGGAUCUGGGGCUCAUGCCUCCCACAUGCAAGGACUGUGAAGAGGAGCAGGAUGCUGCUUAUUUACCAAUACGCAUUACUGUAAAAGGGCAGUUAAGGGUGGUGGCAAUCUCCACUGCAUUGACUUCAAAUAUAAAAAUAUAUUGAUUUAAAAUAAUUAAGGAAUACUGGCUUAAAACUAUUUUUGGUGAAAUUGAGCUCUGUUCUUGUGGAGCUUUGUUUUUAAAUGUGUGAUGAAGGUAUGUUGCAUUCAUUUAAAAUCAUGUUAAAAAGAAACCAGAAGUUCUUGGAUACUUCAGUUCUGGGUGCCUAAAAGUUCAGAGAUCAAAAUAUUGCUUCCAACAGUACAGUCCUUUUGCUGUGCUGCAUUAUUUUCCUGCUGCUUUUACUUUGCCUGUUGUCUUCAGGUUACUCUUGCAAAAGGGGACCCUAAUUUAUGGAUUUCAGUCCGCUUACUUUUAGAUUAUUUAUUUAAAAGGGCCUGUGUGUAUUAGAGGAUUGUUGGUGCAGUCCCACAUUUUUUUUUUUUUUCAAACCACAAAAAUAGCUUUCUAACAAGCUUUGCAAAGGACAAAGGCAACCCUGCAGGUGCGAUGAGGUGUACCAGUCUUAGUUUUGCCUCCUUAAAUCACGGGAGCACCAGACCCAAUCUGAUGCUCCCUUCAGAAUCGCCAGCGAAGAUUGGCCACUUCGCGCAGCCAGGACGUGAACCGUCUCUGUAUGACUCGCCCUCCACACCACACGGCUGUGCCUUUACCAGGUGAACCACUCGGGUUAUCAAUAGACUUGAGAUGCUCAAACAAAAUAGAUGGCUGUCAGUCAAGCCCUACCUAUAAUACUGAGUUUGAAUGGACAGAUCCAAAAUUCUGCACAUCUUGGUUCUUAAUAUAUUUAGAAAGCUGAGCAACAGUUCAUCCUAUUGCCCAUAUACAGUUCCCUCAAAUGUGUUGUAUUACUAGUAUUAUUGUAUUAAUCCCCUCACUGGUUUGUUCCCUAAUCUUUGUCUUUUUUAUGAAGCUGCAUUUUCAAGCCCAGUAUUCGAGUAGAUUCUAAAUCAAUGUAUGCACCUCAAAUGCGCAGAAUUAAUUUCAAGAUAUGGUAAGGAGCAGGGAUUUAUAGUAACGUUUUUAACAGUAUUGCAUAGAGAUAUAACUUGCAUAGCCUAUAACUGUUUAUACGAUUUUCUAAAUUGUUUAUACUGCAAACCUUGUGUGGGUGCAUACAAUACUUAAUGCAAAACGUAAUGUAAUUGCACGAUUUUUUGAACAGUUGUGUUUCAUUAAAAGAUGGCAGUCUAGUGGCCACAUACGAGUCUUCCAGGCCAGCAAUUUGAUUCCUAUGCAUAAUCCUUUAUUCUAAUUAUUGAGUUGUUUAAUUGACAUAAGUCACGUCCCCACAGGAGCUAUUACUUAUAAUAUCACUGAGAGUGUAGCUGCUGCAUUCUAAUGUUUAAACCACAGCAGGUUCUAUAAAAACAGAUUCAAUACGUUAAUAACAGCUUUUCAUCUGUUUUUUUUAUUUGAUUUAAUGAUUUGUAAUAUGUUUAAGUGUUCGGCGGCUCCCUCUAAUCAAGGUGAGAGUAUUUCCUCUUGCACUCUUUGUAUGACAGCCUGACACCGCAAAGAGUGCUCAAGAAAUUCACUUUCAACUUGACUAGAAGUAGCCACCAAACAGUUAAACAUACAUUCAAUUGGUAAACCAAGGCCUUUCAACAAAGACACUAAAUAGCUUUACAUUGUAUUCCUAUGAAGUGCAUUUGUAUGGAUUUGUAGUUGAAAACCCUUUAGAAUACAAGCAUUCUGCUAGAUCCUGUAGCUACAGGAUUGUGAUGCGUGCAAUCAUGUGCGAUCAGUAAGUUAUUUUUCUUCUGACAGCAGCGGUUUUAUAUAUUGUAAUACAAACGAAUAUUAAUGAGCCGUUAUUUCUUGAAGUCUAUCAAUGGAAUGUGUUCUACCAUACAGCUGUGUUAUGUAUUAUUCACCUUGGCAGUGAUCAGAUGCUUUUUCACAAUGCAUAGAGAGUGCCCCUUUCAAAUUGAUUUAGAUGUUGUGUCUCUCCGUGUACUGAAAGGUUGAGAAGAGAGAAAGAACAUUCUUCAAAAAAGUUUCUGAUAAAUUCUAAUAGUUUCUGGAACAUGUCUCUCAAUCUGCAACGUUAUCAUUUGUGCGCAUGAAACUUUACCAGCUUGCAUGCCACCUAGGGAUGCGUUGAUCUUGCAGAAAUAUGGCACAUAGUCUUCCAAAUACUGCUUUGCCUCCACUCAAGUCAUUGCUUUGUAGUGAUGUUUUGAGCACAACACGCAAAUAAAUGACACAAUUGUGCUUGAAGAUUGUAGAGUAUGCUUUGUAAACCCUCUUCUGUAUCACACUUAUUCCUAGUAGCUAAACACUCUGCAGCACGAUCAAAGAAACAUUUUCCACACAGCUGCAGCAGCACCUUUUAAAAGGGAAUUCUGUACUGCACAACCUUAUUUUAGAUCAAUAACAUUCUACUAUCAUGUGUCUUGUAUUUGUUUUUUUCUAUAAUAAGUUAUUGAAACCUAUGUCAGAUUCUUCUUGCAUGAAUUGCUCUGUUAUAUUGCAAGUGUCCCUUGGAGUGUUCCCUUACUUUCUUUUUUUUAAAAUAACUUUUAUGAUCGUGGGUGUCAUAAGUAGAGGAUACAAUAGAGUCAAAUCCAAUUCUACUUUUAAUAAUCUUUAAAAAAAAAAAACAUGACCAGAACAGGAUAAAUUGAGUAAAACCUUAAAACUGGAUUCUUUUUAAUUGGUUCAAAUUGUUUAUGGUUGCACCAAACAUGUGGAGUGGAAGGGCUGAUGUUGCCUGCCCCUGUUCUACACUGUCUUCCAUUAGGUGCGGAGGCUGCAUAUUUCAGUAAGGAAAUAGAAAUAAAAUGAACUCAGGGAAUAAAAAAUAAAUACAAAUUGAAAAAAAAAUGCAAGAAAUAUUCUUUAACAGCAAUCAGCUUGCCUCCUGUGGAAUCGAUUAUGUUAUUUUUAUGAAUGGGUAUUAAGGCUUCUUUCUAUGUAUGGUGUAAUCAAACUUUGUGAAUGCAAUUUUGUAGACUCCAAUACUUAUUGAUAUAUAUGUACACACACACAGUAAUCCAUCCUGUAUCUGCCCGUCACAUGUCUGCCCUAACCGUCUAUCCGCCAUGAUCAUGCUCUAAUGCCAUGUUAGUUUAUUACUGAACAGAGAAGAUUAGUUCAGAGAUUGUAGUUUCCGUACACUGUGUUGUAUGUGCUCCAUGCGCUACCAUUACUGGUAGUGUCACAUGCACUGUUCAGUGUGUGGAUAUGUAAAUAAAUCCUGUUUGCCUGCGGGGCGUAUCAACGUCUCCAUCUCCUGCCUGUCACUCAGCAGCGAAUGCACAUGGCAGACGGCUACUCUGUCUUAAUACCCUCUAUCUUUCUAAAUGAGAUUUAGGGGAGCUCCCAAAUAAAAGCUGAAUCACAAAACAAUAAUUGUGUGUAAUGGUAUUUAAAACAAGAUUCAUUUAUCUCACUUUUAACAUAUCCGCCCUUACUCUGGUCCCACCGCACUCGGAUAAGUGACAGAUUACUCUGUGUCUGUAAUAUAUAAAAAACAAAAAAGCAAAGUUGAUGAUUUUUUUUUUUUCCCAUCCAGUGGGUCAGAUUCUCAAAGCUUUUUACUCCAGAUUAUCAUUGGCACAAACCCAUUAGAACCCUGAAACAACUAAGAAACCACUUAAGACUAAUUACAGCACCCUCAAUCAAGUGCUUUCAGAAUCUAGCCCAAUGGGUUGAAUUUUUUUUUUCUGUUUUCAUAAGCCAUACAAAAAAAAAAAAAACAUUAAAUUACAAAUUACAGAAAGUGAUCUCGCCAAAUAAAUUCAUGCCUUCUCAACAAGGCACAUUGGCCUGUUUUCCACAGCUGUGAAGUCAAGCAUUUUGUACCAUGGAUCAGUAUGGCUUAAUGUCUGUUUGCUGUCUUCUGUUUCAGUACAGUAUUUCCAUGUAUUAACAUACUCGGGUAUUUAUGUUUUUAAAACUACAGCAAUGCCGAUUUAAUUUUUCUUUUAUAAUUGUUUCAAAACAAUUACCUUAAGUGCCGUUCCUUAAAACAGAAGUGUUUCAGUUUGUAUGUUGCUUUUGAAACUCACACUGAUUGUGUUAGUAUAUAGAGCACUGCUGGUCUGUUUACUUUAAUCGGUGCAAUACAGUUAAACAUGAGGUAUUUGUACAUCCUUUGUUUUUUAGAAGUCUUUAAGUACCUUGUUAUGAAAGGACCAAUUUUCUGUAAUAAACAAUUCAUGUCAGUCA
Messenger RNA from Acipenser ruthenus (sterlet), 6295 nucleotides. RefSeq names its product ER degradation-enhancing alpha-mannosidase-like protein 1. Gene Ontology annotation, cellular component: endoplasmic reticulum; membrane. Gene Ontology annotation, molecular function: mannosyl-oligosaccharide 1,2-alpha-mannosidase activity; calcium ion binding. Gene Ontology annotation, biological process: carbohydrate metabolic process; mannose trimming involved in glycoprotein ERAD pathway; endoplasmic reticulum mannose trimming. NCBI's taxonomy places the organism in Eukaryota, Metazoa, Chordata, Actinopteri, Acipenseriformes, Acipenseridae. The record is from RefSeq and is a predicted model, not a curated record. Bases 137 to 2002 code for a protein of 621 amino acids. The transcript has 12 exons.